Molecule: messenger RNA, 6560 nt
Organism: Ahaetulla prasina
Lineage: Eukaryota; Metazoa; Chordata; Lepidosauria; Squamata; Colubridae
Product: zinc finger and SCAN domain-containing protein 21-like
Exons: 3
Coding region: 1396-2499 (367 amino acids)
Cellular component (GO): nucleus
Source: RefSeq, a predicted model, not a curated record
GACGUAAACACCAUCACAGCAAACUGAAGAGGCCCGUUUUAAUUUUCUUGAAAGCAUCGCGUGAGUAAGAAUCGGAUUGAUUAUUUUGAAUAUCACUGCAAAACUGUCAUAUUCUGUGCAGAGUCUCGACAUCUCUGCGUUGCGUGUUUUUUGACAUCGUGGCGACCCAGUCUGGACGCGGUGCAUCCCGAGACUCAUGAACCAGAUUUGGCUUUCUCGCCUUAUCCUCAAUUUCUCACGCUUGGAGACGGGCUGGAGAUUCCUCCCACGCAGAGCUUCUCUUUCUUUUGGGAAGUUGGGGGCCCGGCGAGGGUCGUGCGGGCAGAGAACUACAAUUCCCAGGAAGCCUUGCGGCCCCCGAGCCCAUGCCCAUGUCCUGGCAUGCCACCGUGUUUUCUGGGGAAAGGCGAUUUCCGGGGGGUGGCGGGUAGGGGGAGCGAGAUUCCAAAGGGAGACACCCCUUUCCUUCUCCUAGGGACGCCCUUUGUACGAAUCCUGAAGACGGGAUCACCCAUCCAUGGUCCUGCCCGGGGCAAAAGUUUGCCUUUUCCUUUGUUUAAUUCAGCCUUCCCUGCCCGGCGUCCCAGCGCUUUUCCUGCCGGUCAUCACAAGCCUUUUUGCAAAACGCCCAGCCCAGGAGGGAGGAUUGCACCGAGCUCGGUAAAGGCUAAGAAUAUCAUCCAAAGAAGUUCAUGAGGAUUAGAAUAUCAAUUACAUUGAUUACAACAAUGCUUCUUCUCUUGUAGUGGAAGAAUGAACAUGUCAAUAAAAAAUCCAAGCUGAAGUCGAAAGAAAAGAUUCAUUUGAACAAACUUACCCAAGCUUUGUUUCAUUUCUCAAAGAGAGAGAGAGAGUGAUAGAGAAAGAAAGAGAGAGAGAAAGAGGGAAAGAAGGAAGGUAGGAAAAAAAGGAAGGAAGGAAAGGAAGAGGAAAGAAAAGAAAAUUAAAUUAAGAAUUGCAUGUCAAGUGACAAAUAUAAUAAGGUUUUUGCCAUUGAGAGAUAAUCUGCAAACCUAACAAAAUAUCUUCCAGAGGAAAAAUUGUUCCCCCACGCAGCACAUAUGCCAGCAUGUCUGUUCAAAGAAUUGUCUGUCUUGAAAAGUGAGCCAUUAAGUCUUCUUUUACUCUGAGUUCAAGGUCAAUUUCAAAAAUUCACAAAAGGCUGGCCUGCGCAUUCUUCAAACACGAUGAAAAAAGAUAUUGAGGAAAUGUUAAUCCGGCUUGCUCAGGGGGAAAAAAUAAGUCAGUGACCUGGCUUCCUCGUUACACUUUUCUUCCCAGGAAGUUCAUUUGUAUGCAUGGCCCUGGCGAGAAAAGGGUACCACCAGGUGAUGGAACCAACCGGUUAAUUCGGUUCCAAACAACACACACAGCAAACAGGAGUUUUCCUAGGAAAUGCCCAAAACUCAGGUGCAGAUGGCAUCAGAAGAGAGAGACGCUUGGGAAGCUGCAGGAAAUCCAAAGAUGGUUAAAAAUUCCUGGGGGAUUCCGAAUAAAAAGGAAAUAGAGGUGAGUCCAGAAUGGAAUCUUUCUAUGGAAGAAGACCUGGCUCUACAUCUGGAAAGUCUGAGUGGGAAAAAAUCCCUGGAUACAGCCGAGCAAAAACCCUCACCAAAGAGAUAUGCCGAUUUUCCUCUGGAAUUUCAACCAGAGGAGGAAGCAGAAAAUAUUGAAAUACACGCCAGUUGCUUAGCGGGCGCAUCCCAAAUCAGCAUCAAAGAGGAAGACUUAGAGCACCCCGAAUAUGAGUGGGCGCUGUGCCAAAACCCUGUCCCGUUUCUGUCUCAAAGGAUCAAAAAGGAAGCCAGCGCAAACCCUCCCCUGGAUUCGGAGUUUGGGGAAAAUGCUGACCCACCCUCAAUUUUCCUCCAAAGGUGCCCUACCUCCGUGUUCGUAAAACAGGACGGGGGCUUUGCCAAAUCCCAGAAAAAUAACCCCAUUGUCCUGGAAGAGCCGAAAGCGGAGAAAACUUUCCCCUGCCCUGUUUGCAGCAAGGAAUUCAACCAGAAGUCCAACCUCACCCGGCACCAUAAAAUCCACACUAUGGAAGGGUCAUAUAAGUGUGCCAAGUGCGGGGAAAGCUUUCGCAUGAACCGGCAACUCCUCCGACACCAACGGAUGCAUUUGAGCGACCCGUUCAAAUGCACCGAGUGUGGGAAGAGCUUCAGCCGGAGGUCCAAUUUGAUCCGGCAUCAAAGAAUACACACGCGGGAAGCGCCGUACCAGUGUCCCGAGUGUGAGAAAACGUUCAACCAGAAGACCAAUCUUUUCCGACACCGGAUGAUCCACCUCCAGAUGGGACCUUGCAACUGUACCAAAUGCGGGAAGCUUUUCACGCAAAGAAAAUACCUGGUCAAGCACCAAAAGUUACACCUGAGCGAAGGAGACCAGAAAUGUUUCAUUUGCGGGAAGCAAUUCCGGUUGAAGAAAUACCUCCGGCGACAUCAGAAAAUCCACAGUCGUGAGACCCCGAAUAUUCACGAAACUCAGAUGGAGUAACGAAAGUUUGGCAAGAAGAACUGGAGCUACAGCCCCGUGGAAAACUCAGCAUGGCAGGAAGGGCCGUCCUCGCUUAGAGGCUUUCUCUUUUAGUGACCCUUCGUAGUUAACGACGGGGGGAAAAUAACUUUGUUUGAGACCAGUCUUCCCAUUCAUGACCUUUAUACAGGUUUGUAAAUCGAAGGAAAGCGGAAAGGAAGAUUGUAAGCACAGUUGUGAUUUUAUGUAGCAGUUUUGCUUCAGUUAGCGACCGACAAUUAUGGUCGCUAAAUGAGGACUUAAAUGAGGACUGCCCGUAAACAUACCUGGAGAUGCACAUUUGGAAAACAAAUAUAUCAUAGGAUCCUGCUUUUUGCAAUCUUCGGGGGCUUAAAGCAGCGUGUUUCGCCAUGUGUGUAUGUGUGCUAAUUCAUAGGAUUAAUUUUGUGUGUGUCCUCCAGGUACACAGAAGGUAGCGCUAGGAGGAAUAGAACCAGUGUCGUUGUGAAUUUCUGCCCUUGGUUGAGGGGGAUACAGGGGGCAACAAGUUUCUAGUUGCCAAGAUACUUUCAAAAGAAAUGGAGUUAGAAAUUAGUUCCUAACUAAUUUCAUUUCUGUUGUUUUAAACAUCUUGACGGCUUCAUUCUGCCAAGCAGUUUAACCUUCUCCACCUAACAAAAACUGUGCAAAAAAAUAAGAGAGUUUAUAUAAAUUUGCUGGAUUUGUGUAAGAUGCACAAAAGGCAGCUUCAGGAAUGUUUUGGGUGGAAAGACACACACGCAUAUAUAAUUUCCGUUAAGAGCCUCAGCCCAGGUAAGGCGGUUCCUACUUCCUGUCAUCUCUAAUCAACAUGUCAGGUCUUGUGGGGUAAACCAGGUAGGAUGAUCUAAUUCUACUUUAUCGUAAAGUUGCAUUAACAGAAUCUUGUGAGUAUAAAAGUGCAAAUCUCCUCCUGUCUUUUUUUUUUUUUUUUUUGGGCGGAGGGGUCCCUUCUGGGCCUCUUUCUCUUCUGUGCAUUAUGCAGCUGUGUGAUCUCUUUAUCUGGCCAUUUCCUUGGCAGUAUUUCUUUGCCCAGUCCCCUACAUGCCCACCAUGUAUCAUGGCUAAUGGUCAAAGAUGAGGGGAUUUUAAAACAUCUGGUCCUCGGGAUAGUUCUGCAAGAGCCUGGAUAAAACUUGAUUUCAGUUCUGUUUCCUGAAAUAUGCAACUCCCGUUUGUAAUUACAGUUCCUUUAGGGACCGUUCAAAAUUACAACGGCGUUGAAAAAGUGACAGUUUUUUCACCCUUACGGCAUCCCCAUGGUCACGUGAUCAAAAUUCAGAUGCCUGACUCAUAUUUAUGACGGUUGCAAGUGUCCCUGGGGUCACGUGAUCCCCCUUCUCUGACCUUUCUGACAAGCAAAACCAAUGGGGAAGCCGGAUUCACUUAACAAUGUGACUAACGGAACAGCCGGAGUGGCUCAUUUCACAACUGUGGCACGGAAGGUCGUAAAAUGGGGCAAAACAAAUGUCUUACUCAGCAACAGAAACUCAGCAACUCCGAUCGUGGUCGUAAGUCGAGGGCUACCCGUAUCAAAAUGAAGCGGGAAGUAGUGACUAGACGUUUAGAGCUAGGAUGCACCAAAAAUGAGGUCAGGAUCUAUCCUCUCUCAAAAGUUCUCUCCAGCCCUGUCAAUCUAAGAGGAAAUCAGUGGUCAGUGUAGGUCAGUGAUGUCAAAUUCAAGGCCCCGGGGGUUGGAUCGGGCCUGUGGGAUGCUGAAAUUGGGCCAGUGGGGCCACCUUGAAAACAACAAAGGACCGGCCCGCAGUGCCUCUGCCAGUGAAAACGGCGCUUGGGAGGGCUGCGUGCGGCCUGUUUUUCUUGGCAGAGAUCUCAAGCUACCACAGGCACCCCUGACCCAAGCUGGCCAUGCCCCCCAUGGCCCCUCAAGAUCAAACAGAACCCUGAUGCGGCCAGAGGUGGGAUUCUACCAGUUCGCGUGAACCAGUUCGCUCCGACGAUCAGCUGGGAGUGAACCGGUUCGCUCCAACAAUCAGGUUCGGCCCACCCACCCGCUUUACUCACCUUUAUCUUCUCUGCUGAUUGGUGCAGCAGACCGGAUUGCCGUGCCUCACGUGGUAACUCAAGUGGUUACUUCCAAGUGGUAACACAGAAGGUUUAGUAUUUGUAAAACUGCGCACGCACAUGCUGCGCGCGGUCACCGAACCGGUUGUUAAACCAGCCGCAUCCCACCACUGGAUGCGGCCCUUAAUGAAAUCAAGUUUGAUGCCCCUGGUGUAGGUUAAUAAGGACUGUUCAAGCAUAGUGUGAACACUAACGAAGAAACAACCUUGGGAAAUUGUUCUACCUUUGGUGAACAGAUAAUAGUUAUCCAAAAAAAAAAUGUUUUAUGGACAUCUUAAAGCAGUGGUUCUCAAACUUUAUAGUGGUGCGACCCCUUUAAUACAAUUCCCCACGAUGUGGCGACCCCAACCGUAAAAUUAUUUUUGUUCAUAGGCCUGAUUGAUUUCAUCGUGGUGAUAGGCAGCGAUCUUAGCGCGCCUAAGCAGCCGCAGAAGGGGAGGGAAAGCAGCAAACUGUUUUUUUUUAUUUAUCGCGCCUGAAGCCGUAUUGGCUAGCGAUCUGAACUGUUUGCGAUUGCCUUGAGGACGGAGGCAUUAAAGCGGAGACUCCUCCCCUAUUAAGUUUAUCGCGCCUGAAGCCAGAUUAGGCUAGCGAUUGGGAGUGAUUGCAGCUGGCUUGAGAGGGAGACAUCAGAGCAAAGAUUUCUCUCUUUUUUAAUUCAUCGCGCCUGAAGCCGAAUUCGGCUAGCGACUUGAAGAGCCUGCAGCUGGCUUGUGGAGUCAACCAUUGGAGCGCGAUUCUUUGACUCGCAAGUAUACUUCCCAUAUUUCCGAUGGUCUUAGGCGACCCCUGGCAAACCGUCAUUCGACCCCCAACGGGGUCCCGACCCACAGGUUGAGAACCGCUGUCUUAAAGCAUGCUCUCGAAGAUAUAAUAUAGACAGGUCCUCAACUUAUAACCAUUUGCUUAGCGACGGUUCGAAUUUAUGACCUACCCAGAACCAGGAUUCAGUUCUGAAGUUCUCAUGAUUUCCCCUUUCCUGUGGUCGUGUGAUCUCACUUCAGGUGCUUUGCAGCACAGCCACAUGAAUGGACUUUACCUGUGUCCCACAGACACGUGGACGUCUUCUGCAGCGGCUAUGCCAAACCUGGAAGUUGCUUCCAGUGUUCGGCAACACGGUGCCCACAGCAAACCGUGGUUUUACUAGGGGUCCCCAACUCGUAGUCGGUAGACUGGCAUGGGUCCGCGCCGCGGCAUGUCAGAAACCGGGCUGUGAAAACAAGCGAAGCCCCGUCCAUGGGAGUCCUCGAGUUACGAUCACAAUUUAGCCUGGGAUUUCUGUUGGUAAGCACGACAAUUGUUAAGCGCGUUGAUCCCCAUUUUACAACCCUAAGCAAAUCACCUCAGUUGGUAAAUGAAACGUGGUCGUUAUAAGCGAAUCUGGCUCCCUCGUUAACUUUGUCAGAAGCCAGCUUGGAAGGUCACGAAAGGUCAAGAUCACGUGACCCCAGGACACCGCAACCGUCAUAAAUACGAGUCAGUUGCCAAGGGUCCGAAUUUUGAUCACGUGGCCAUGGAAGGCUGCAACGACUGUAAGUGUGAGAAAUAGUCACAUGCAUCAGUUUUUUCAGUGCUGGUUUUAACUUUGAACGGUCACUAAAUGAACUGAUGCAAGUUGAGGACUAUCUGUCCGCACAUCCACAAGGUGAGGGGACGUAUUAGGAAGUCUCAAAUGUACCCCUGUUUCUUUCAAAAGAAAAAUUUAUAUUUGUAUGAAAAGCCUAGAAAAUGUAGAGACCUUUAUGCCAAAACUUUUACAUCCUCAUUUUAAGCACAACAGAAAAAAACAGGGUGAAAAUGUUCUCUACUUAGGAUUCUGUGACUUGAUACACCCACCCAUGUAGCUUUCCUGGCACGUUUUUCCUGUUUAGCGUACAAGUUUGGGAUUUGCUGGGGUUGCUGUCCAAAUAUUGGGCGGAGCAUGAGUUGAACAAUUCAAUAAAUAAACUGUAUUAUCA